Vanrija pseudolonga is the source of this 1458-nucleotide messenger RNA. RefSeq lists its product as uncharacterized. The record is from RefSeq and is a predicted model, not a curated record. The coding region runs from base 1 to 1458 and encodes 485 amino acids. Lineage: Eukaryota; Fungi; Basidiomycota; Tremellomycetes; Trichosporonales; Trichosporonaceae. The transcript is spliced from 2 exons.
AUGGCACGCCGUCAUCCCCGCCUCAAGGGACGUCAUGCUCCACCUGCGGUCAAUAAGGCCAAGCUCAAGGCCGCUGAGACUCCUCCCCCACCCAAGCCCGACUUGACGGCCGCGGCCCGCCUCGUCGCCAUCCCGCAUAUCCUCGAGGCGAUCGUCGCCAACGCCGACCGUAAGACCCAAGUCGCCAUGCUGCGCGUCAACCGCGAGCUCUUCCAGCUGGCCGGACGCGCGGUCUACCGCUGUCUCAUGAUUGACCAGAACACGAUCGGCCAGGGCAAGGGCGACAACCGCUUCCUCGGUAUCAUGUACGGCGCGCUCGUUGGCGGCCACUUCUUCGGCCGCCUUCCCCCAGACUGUGUCACAUUCACCACCGACUUCCUCGGGAGCCUUGACGACGACCUGCUCGCGGGCCUCGACCACAUCGACGAAAUGGGUCUCGGGAUCGGUUCGGACUCUAUCGCGAUGAACAUGGUCUUCGGUACCCGGCUCUUGAACAAGAGCCGCACUAGGUUCUACAACCCCGAGACCAACUUCAAGCGCCAGUUGCUCGCCUUCACCGAAGUGCUCACCGUCAGCACGCACCACUCGUGCUCGUGCGCCAUCUUUGACGGACAGUGGGCCAAACUCUUCCCCAACGUCAAGACCCUGCGCAUUUCCCCCCUCAAGUCCGUUCACAACGCCUUCGGCCUCGUUCCGAUGUGCUCGCCUGGCAUGAAUCCGUGCGGCACGGGUGACCGUCCGUGCUCGUUGCUCACGGAGCUGAACCCGCGCAAGAUCGUGUUCCGCAACGUCGACGGGUACGGCCUCCCCCUCCCAGACGACUUCAUCUGGGAUAUCUCUCCCGAUGUCGAGGUGGUGGUCUUCCUUCCUACCGACACCCGCGAGUACGGCGGCCCCCAUCGCCUGUGGCUGUCCCUCUCUGCGCAGUUCCCCCGCGUGGCAGAGGUGAAGAUCGUUAUCCUCGGCAACUACGACGGGGUGAGUGCGAUACGCGACCCUUCGGUGAAGCCCGACUUCCUCAUGGGUUCCAUCGGGGCAAUUGCUCUCAACCUGAUCUUUGGAGACGCCGCCCUCGAUAUGCUGGCCCAGAUGGAGGCGGGAGCCGCCCUCGUGAAGACAUACCGGAAGUAUCGCACCGACCACCCCGACCGCAUCAAGUCGCGCAAGUGCAUCGUCUACGGACUCGAGACCCUCAACUGUGAUCUCGAGGGGAGUCUCCAGGUCCAAAGCUUCAAGCAGUUGUUCCCAUCUCAAGCUGUCACGCCUGGCAGUGCUGUCGACCUCAUCAAGAGGGAGGUCAUGACCCAAGUCCUGGCCCUCAACGACGCCAAACCCUUCCUCCGUUCCUUCUUCAUCCCCAUGUGGCACAAGACCAACCCCAACUUUGUGUUCUCGACCCUUGCACAGUACAAGGAGGACGUGGCAUCGAGGUCGGCGGAGAUCAAUCCGAGUGACUAG